AUGAGUUCGCCCUGGAAGACGCCAGAGCGACCUCAAGCUCAGAGCUUUCGGGAAUUGAUGCAGGAGCAAAAGGAGGACGAAGUGAAUAAUGCUGAGGAUAGAGAUAUUGCCAUGGCGAUUAAACUUUCGAUGGAGGACAGUUUAUCAGUAGAACAAAGCACACAGGAAGCAUUUGCGGAUCAAGAAUCAGAAUCAACAGAUUGCACAUCAGACGAGUUACUAGCACGAAUGCUGCAGCAGAAAUUCGACGAAGAAUACGUUUCAAACCAAGCCUAUCCAGGUCGCACAAUAAAUCACCCACCACCAGUGGCGAUCCCGUCGGACGAAGAUGACUACGCUGACGAGCAAGAUGAGCAAGGAGUGUACGACAAAGCCUUUCAAAUUGGACGAAAAGGGUACGCCUGCGUAAAUGGACACACAAUUACAAAACACGAUCUGGAGAUGAGUGGACACAGGAACAUGCAAAAACUCACUGAUAAUAUGCCACUAAGCUCGACUUGUGGCGAUGCGCAUACGUCACAAGUUCCAUUGAGCAACAAGAUUUAUAACGAUUUGAGGAGAUCUGCGUUCAAAGAUCAAAAACGAACCCGUCGCCAAAGCGAAAAAUCCCAAAAAGCGACGGCCGAGCGAGCGAUGGACGAGAGCACCAGAGUCACACUUCAAAAAGCCAUCAACAACGGCAUGGUUGAAUCAUUUGGCGGCAUCGUUGCCACUGGAAAGGAAGCAGUUGUCAUUCAUGCGACAGGAGGUCAAACGACGGAGGAGCUUCAAGAGCCGAUUCCGGGAGAAUUGGCCGUCAAGGUUUUCAAAACGACGCUGAAUGAAUUUAAGAACAGACAGGAUUAUAUUGCCAACGAUUAUAGGUUCAAAGAUCGCUUCAAAAAGAUGAACCCUCGCAAGAUUAUUCGAAUGUGGUGCGAAAAAGAGCUGUUUAAUUUAAAACUGUUGCUGAAGCAUGGAAUUCCCUGCCCAGAACCGGUCACUAUCAAGAAGCAUAUUCUAUUUAUGAGAUUUAUUGGCGAUAAUGGUAUUCCUGCCCCGCGGCUAAAAGAUGCUCAGGGAUGCGGCCAAAAAUACUAG
Oikopleura dioica is the source of this 1080-nucleotide messenger RNA. Lineage: Eukaryota; Metazoa; Chordata; Appendicularia; Copelata; Oikopleuridae. The record is from the annotation of a GenBank genome assembly.